Molecule: messenger RNA, 3618 nt
Organism: Syzygium oleosum
Lineage: Eukaryota; Viridiplantae; Streptophyta; Magnoliopsida; Myrtales; Myrtaceae
Product: pentatricopeptide repeat-containing protein At5g18390, mitochondrial
Exons: 1
Coding region: 562-1941 (459 amino acids)
Biological process (GO): RNA splicing
Molecular function (GO): protein binding
Source: RefSeq, a predicted model, not a curated record
CCAGUGAAGAUAGAAUCUGCCCCCUUGUGCUUGUCCUUCUUAUCAUCGCAACUACAGGUCGUGAACCAAAUUCUAACCGCGGAGCCUGUUCCGACAGCCGAAUUCGUCUUGAUCAUGUCGUGUUUCGUCCGGCGCGGACCCUCUUUCGUCCUGAUCCUCGACUAAGGCGGGGGGACUCGCGGGGUUCGCGCGCAUUCCGACAAGAUCUUUUGAGCUUUGACGGGGUGAUCUUGCGAGGGAUGCUGUCGAAGGAAAAGUUGCGACUUUGCUUCUUUUAGGACCCACUUCGAGCAGCUGCUGAUUUGAGGUUUUCUCUGGAGAUUGUAUGCUGCGGCAUCAGGGUUGUUCCCGGGGUUUUGCGGAGUUGCCUGGACUUUCGUUCCUUGCAGAUGAAGUGUUCGACGAAAUGCCCGUGAAGGGUGACUGCCGUAGUUUGCUCCAGUAUUGAACCGGUGACGACGAACGACGAUUGCGGGGAUUCAUUUGGGUCGGUGUUUUUCUUAAGUUGAAACCUUGAAUGGAAGCCAAAUUCGUUUUUUUGCAAAGACGGGCGAUUGCGAAAUGCUUUUCUCAAGAGUUUCUCGCCUCCUCCUUCACAAAUCCAAUGACCAAAUCCCGGUCUCUUUGUUUCGUCACCUAAAGACCCUCCCUUCAGCUUCCUCCUUCGAUGAAUCUCCUCUGCAGACCCGCAAGAAAGAUGACUACUUUGCAGUUGUCCAGCACAUUUCCAACAUUGUUCGCCACGACUACUACAUGGAGCGGACUCUCAACAAAAUGCGCGUUUCCCUAAACUCCGACCUUGUCUACCGCGUCCUUCGUGCCUGCUCCCGCUGCGGCACCGAGUCGUUACGGUUCUUCAACUGGGCUCGCACCUGCCAGCCUGCUUCCUAUGCCCCCACUUCAGUUGAAUAUGAAGAGAUUGUCAUGAUCUUGGCUCAAACCAAGAAGUAUGAGUCCAUGUGGAAGAUCAUCCACCAAAUGAAAAGUCAGCAUCUGGGUCUUUCUCCAAAAACUGCGUGUUUCAUCAUUGAGGAGUUUGGUAAGCAUGGGCUUAUUGAUCAGGCGAUCGAGAUCUUCAAUAAGUUGAAGCACUUCGAUUGUAAGCAGAAUGUCGAUGUUUACAAUUCUUUGCUGUUUGCUCUUUGCGAAGUUAAGAUGUUUCACGGGGCUUAUGCUCUGAUCAGGCGGAUGAUCAGAAAAGGAGAGGUUCCGGAUAAGCGAACCUUCGCAAUCCUUGUUAAUGGCUGGUGCUCUGCUGGUAAAAUGAGGGAGGCACAGGACUUUUUAGAGGAGAUGAGUAGAAAAGGGUUUAAUCCUCCAGUGAGGGGUCGUGAUCUUUUGAUUGAAGGGCUGUUGAAUGCAGGUUAUUUGGAGUCUGCUAAGGGAAUGGUGAGGAAGAUGACUAAGGAAGGGUUUGUGCCUGAUGUUGGGACCUUUAAUUCUUUGAUGGAAGCCAUUGUGAAAUCCGGGGAGCUUGAUUUUUGUCUUGGUCUUUAUCAUAGCGUAUGCAAACUAGGACUAUGUCCUGACAUCAGUACUUACAAACUUUUGAUUCCAGCUGUUUCUAAGGCAGGAAUGAUUGAUGAGGCUUUCAGGCUUCUGCAUAAAUCGAUUGAGGAUGGACAUAAGCCUUUUCCUAGUCUAUAUGCACCUAUAAUAAAAGGGAUGUGCAGGAGGGGACAGUUUGAUGAUGCAAUUAGUUUCUUCAGCGAAAUGAAACUUAAGGGGCAUCCACCUAAUCGGCCAGUUUAUACAAUGUUGAUAACCAUGUGUGGACGAGGAGGUAGGUAUGUAGAGGCUGCUAAUUAUUUGGCGGAGAUGACUGAGUUUGGCUUUACGCCCAUUUCCCGGUGCUUUGACAUGGUUACUGAUGGCUUAAGGAGUUGCGGGAAGCAUGAUCUAGCUGAAAAGAUGAUGCAGUUAGAGGUCUCCCUACAGUGAUUCAUGAUGGCUAUUUUAAUUUUGAAAGGUAUCAUCGUUGUCAUUUAAGACGUGAUGUCAGCUGUAACAGUCAUAUAUUCACUUGGAUUGAAGCUUCAACCUGACGAUCAUGAAGUCCAGAAUUUACAGAUUCUUACCCUGAUGUUUUAUCCAUCAAUGUUUCUCCUUAAGAUUUCUUUUCCACACAUUUGCUGGCUUGACAAUCUGGGUGCCCUCGAAUCAAGCAAGGUCUGAUCGAGGAGGAUUUUAGAGGCUUUGUCCUACUUUCAAGACAUCCAGUUUGUUGGGCAGUGACUAUCGCUAGUGUAUAAUUUAUGAACAAGUUUGAGAGUAGAAAGCCCAUUGGAGAAGCUUGAAUUGGAUAUGCUGAAACAAGCGAAAUUGGAUGUACAUGGUUUGGCAUAAGCGCAGUAUGGCUUGCUUCUUUUUGGAAUUUCAUUCUAGUUGUUGUUGGACACCUAGUAACUAUUUCAGUUUUGCCUCAGUAGAUUUGAUCUUUAAGUUUUUUUGCUCUGUCUCGAUGGAGUCACUGUUGACAGAGCCUCUAAAUUCUGGUGAUAAGACCUCGGAGUAGCCAUUAUGUAUCUAUGAUGCGAGGGUUUCUAUCUUUUGGGUUGAAGCUGAAAAAGAAAGCAGAAGACGCUAUAAAAAAUUUCUUGCAGGAUCUGUUGCUUUGGGUUGAAUUUUUAAAGGAAGAUAGUCCUCAUGGUCGUUUCAUGUGGUGAUCAAAGGAAGCUGACCGUUGUCGAUGAUUACGUAAUUGAGAAGAGUAAUUUCAGCAGACAGUUCCUGUUUCGAAUUGGGAUAUUGGACAGGCCAAUUCUACCCUCUCUCCUGCUUGUGCUGCAACAACAUUAGUGAAUUUUUAUCUUAAUGUGGAAGCUCUGCAAAAUCCCGUUAGGAUCAAAACGGGAAACUUUUUGUGGACAGUUCCUGGAAAAUCAGAGUUUUGUAGUUAAUGCACUGCACAAUGUCAAUGCUCGGUUAUAUGCUGAUUGAUGGUCUUGUAUUUCCAGAAACUAUUCUUGAGUCAGGAACACUGCCCAAGAGACGUGGCCAACUAGAAAAACAAAAAGGAGAAGAAAAUCUUCGAGGUUUCUGUUCAGAUUUGAAAACAAGAAAGAACGAACGCGUAGAAUGUACUUUCACCUACAUCGCAAUAUUAAGUAGUGGGAGACAGUAUUAUACAUUCAGAAAGAAGCACACCAGCAUGGGGACCUGAUUUAUACGUCGUAACCGACAUUGCAAACAAGAAGACCAGAGACUUCAUCUGAAGAAUCCAGACACAUAGCAAAUUGAAAUCUCAGAUAGACCUAACUAGAUUGCCAAAGAUAGCAGUUGCCCUAAAUGAUGUCCUUUGGCAUUGUUGUGGUUCACCCUGCCUUCUCAUCAUAACCAUCAUCACAUGCACUGCAUCUUUGCCUUCUGAUCAUCUCACAACCCAUCAGGACUGGGGUCACAAACCCCAGAUGAAUCAAGUUCUGAUCCAAAAGCUGACUCAGGGAAGUUUCUCUUAGUCUGCUUAGAAAGUGAAGAACUUGAAGGGCUUUUGAGUGCCUUUUUGUAGGUGUUUGUAGUGGUAGGAUCUUCUCAGCAUAUGCUUCGAAGGAACAACUUUUUCUCCUCCACUUUGUAUUAGUCACCAACAUCUUAGAAAUCACAAGGAAUCUUCUGUGA